Molecule: messenger RNA, 922 nt
Organism: Suillus subalutaceus
Lineage: Eukaryota; Fungi; Basidiomycota; Agaricomycetes; Boletales; Suillaceae
Exons: 6
Coding region: 73-648 (191 amino acids)
Source: RefSeq, a predicted model, not a curated record
GCUCACUUCAUCUGACGCCUUCGUCCUUGGUUCGUUUCGACAGCGUCAGGGCUCAGUAACGAAUAUCGGGACAUGAACGACAAUCCCACUACAACAGCAAACUCGUUAACUACGGGCUUGGAUGAACUUACUUCUUACCUUGAAAGAAGCACUCUUCUCGUCCUAGCGUACGCUGAUGUUUUCGAGAGCAAGUAUGCGCGUCCGGCAUUAGAUAAAAUUUCCAGACACUUCCAGGGUCAACCGUUGACAACAACAUGGAUCACGACGGCUCUGGCCCUCUUCGCUGUUAUGAGUAUCCUACCGGUAUUGUCGUUCAUAGGCCUAUCCAUCUUCGCACUUUGCAGCUCCAUGUGCAUUGCUCUUACGUUCGGAUUCGCGGCUGUCGUCGCAUUGGAAAUCAUGUUCGCCACGGUUCUCCUCUUGGUACUAGGAGGUCUACUAUUUUUCUCUUUCGGGCGCUUUGGAAUCGCAGAUUGGGCCCAGGAAACAAGACAACACUUCACUUCUGUCGGCGUGAAACCUGAAGACAACGACGAUUCGGAUGGGUCUGGUGUCCUCAUUGCAAAUGAGGCCAACGAUCAAGUGAAACGCGAAGACAGCCCUCCUUCUCCCUCGCGCUCCUUGAUGGCACCCUCCGGCUCGACUUGAUGCAAACAGACUCCGUGUUCAUAUUUCUGGCUCGCAUUCUCUGCUGCAUAAUCCAUUCUUUUGGCACGCGUUCCUCACGUCACUUUUCUAUAGCUGACCUGGUAGGUUUACUCACGUAUGACACUGUAUCGUUUGUAAUUUGCACUUUCACUCUCUGCACCCACUGUGUACUGUACUAUAGUCUCAUCACAUGCUGUCGAUUAAAGAUAUGGUCCUGGCCCGUUAAAUCUGCAAGAUUGACAAGUAUCCGAUUAUUCUUUUUCUUGAUACCUGC